UCAGAAAUCACAGGCUCUUUUUAACUUUCAAACUUAGGAAAUCCAAAAACAGCAAAGAAAAUAGGAAACCUCCAUGAAUCCACAGGAAAUAGUACCGGCCAGAAGCAAAGAACAAGGAGAAGAAUGGGAGCCCAAAGCUCCUUCCAACUUCAGGAAACUCCCACAUGCUUUAGUCAUGGACAUUCUCUCAAGGCUCACAGUCAUCACGCUCUUCAGUUGCAGGUGCGUUUGCAAAUCAUGGCUCUCUCUUAUUUCCGACCCCAAAGUUACUCAUCUUCACCGUUCGAGAUCAUCCUUUGGCAUCUUGAUGCAAAACAUACCGUUUUUUGAGAAAUCAAAGGAAGCUUAUUUCGCCCAGAUACUAGAAUGUGGAGGUUCUGAUGCUUUCGUUGAGGAAAUAAUAUUUACCCCACAAAAUAGCAUACCUGUCUCUGAAUUUGGCUUGGUAAACUCAUGCAAUGGUUUGCUUCUUUUGUCUGGAGCUAAAAGUGAUGACCCUUUGUAUGUAUGCAAUCCAAUUUUGGGUGAAUACAUCACCAUUCCACCUACUAAGGGUAGGCGUUGGGGUAGUUUCAUAGGACUUGGUUUUAGCGUCACGACCGAUGAGUACAAGGUGUUGCAAACAUUUUGUCCAGUGAACGAGUUGUGCACUUGCUCACAUAAUUACUACGAAGCUAAGAUCUACACCAUUGGUACAGGAGUUUGGAGAAGCAUUGGAAAUGUUCCUAGAGAACUUGUUGUGUUGCCCUUUAAUAGUUUUCUCCAUGGAGCUCUUCAUUGGGUGCCAUUUGAGGGUUAUAGUUCUGAGUUUAUAUAUUCAUUCAACUUUGAAAGAGAAAAGUUUCAACCACUACCCCCACCUAGCUACUUUGGACCAUUUGAGAAGGAAUAUUCACAUUGUUUGAAGUUGGGAGUGUUAGAAGGUUCUCUUGUUUUGAGUGCCUUUGGUGCUGAUACUAGCAAAUUCGACUUGUGGAUUAUGAAGGAUUAUGGGGUCCAAGAGUCUUGGACUAAAAUUCUUGUCAUUGAAAAUUUAAAUCUGCAUCUUAGCAACUCUGGCUGUGAAUUGCUGGAGCCACUUAUGUUUCUGCGUAAUGGGGACAUCCUAAUGACGGUAGAUGAUCGUUAUGUAGCCUUUUAUGAUCAAAAGAGAAAGAGGUUCUGCGAAGCUAUAAUGUCUCAAACAGAGGGGAAAUUUCAUUCAGUUGCUUACAGUCCAUGCUUUGUCUCGCUUUAUGAUGUUUCAAAAGGAGAGCAGGUGAAAAGAGUAAGAGGAGGUAAGAGAUCUGAGAAGCUGUUUGGCGAAGGGAGCAGUGGUUGUGCUGGUUCUAGAUCAUCUCCAGUCGCAACCACAAGUCAGCAAAACAUAACUCUGGCUAUGGAUGACUUGUGUCUGAAGAUGGUCGACUAAAACUCCUCUGGAUUUUACUUGGUGGAUUUGGACUGCCUUGAUGUGGGGGUUUCAGUGAAGGUUUCUCCAAAGAGUUGAUUCUAUUUCUUCUGAAAGUUUGUUGUAAUGCCUAAGAAGUUCUAUCACUAAGCUUUUUGUCAUUAGCCAUCAGACUCACUCUGCUUCGACUGACCAAAAUGCAUGUCAUGACCAAUCUAGGAACAUUUUGAUUGAUGUUUAAGGAAAAGAGAUUUUGAGAGAGAUUGUAGAGAGAAUUGUCAAACAUAUUAUUGAGAA
This is a messenger RNA of Rosa rugosa (rugosa rose), 1687 nucleotides long. Its product is annotated as F-box protein At3g07870-like. Gene Ontology annotation, molecular function: protein binding. NCBI's taxonomy places the organism in Eukaryota, Viridiplantae, Streptophyta, Magnoliopsida, Rosales, Rosaceae. The transcript has 3 exons. The record is from RefSeq and is a predicted model, not a curated record. The coding region runs from base 74 to 1411 and encodes 445 amino acids.